CUGCUCACGUGAUGGGAAGCAAGUAAGCGUCAAAUAAUGUGUCAAUAAUGUUAAAGGUUGCCGAAAGUAGCGUAACAAGAGCAACGUUUCUUACACUGUAGUGUGUCUCGUCUCGUAUUUGAUUUCGUUGUAUCAGCAGACCUUUGUUGACAUUGAAGUUCCUUCAGGAUGUCUGCUACCCAGGACUGCCAGUCCACUCUUGUGCAGAGCCUUGCCACACUGUUGCGGAAUAAUGGCGAAUCUGUGUUGGAUGGCUCAAGCACUCUGACUUUGCAGGUGACUUGCGUACAGCAUUUGACACAACUCUUUGAACAGUACCUGCUUUCGUGCACACAUCAGCACAGCUUCCUGGCUCUACCAUCACACCCAGCUGAUACCACCACACUGCUCCAGGUGCAGUUCCUCUUUGACAUGCUACAGAAGACCAUCUCGCUCAAGCUUGUCCAUCCACCUGGGGUAAGGCUGCAGUCCACUGUGAAAAUCUUCCCUUUUAAGUUCCUCAAGCACUUAGAGCUGAAAAGAAUACCUUCUCAUUGUCUGGAAGGGCUGCGUGGUGUCUACUCUCAGUUGGAGGUCUUCAUUUGCUCUAAAAGCCUAAACACUUUGGAGGAGCUACUGUUACUUUGUGGAGGAGAUCUCAGCACUGCCCUGCCUUGGUUAGAACUUCACACUCUGAACUUCAGCUACAACUAUAUUUCCUGUCUUGAUGAAUCCCUGAGUUUGUUGAAUAUUCUGAAGUCAUUGGAUUUAAGCCAUAACAAGAUCCAGGAAUGUGCUGAAUUUCUGAAGCCACUCUGUGAGCUCAAACAUCUUAAUCUUGCCUAUAACAACCUGCAGAGGGUACCAGAGCUCGGCCCGAACACUAGAGCAAGACUGGUCACUUUGGUGCUCAGACAUAAUCAACUGGAAAACAUUAAUGGAGUUGAGCACUUAUCUUCUCUCCAGUGUCUUGACCUGACCUUCAACAUGCUAAUGGAGCACACGCAGCUAGCCCCACUUGCCUUUCUGCAUAAUCUGAAUAUGGUGGAAUGUGCAAUCAAUGAAGAUUGGCCACCAGGCUGGUCAAAUUUAGCCAUGAAUCCUCCAACACUAAAUUGGCCAGUGUUUCAGUUUCAUUGUCCAACCCUUUUAACUCUAGAAGGCAACCCUCUCUACUUCCAGAAAACACACAGAAACGCAACCAUAUAUCACCUUUCUCCACAAGCAGCUUUCAGAGGACUUCAACUGGAUGGUUCCACAUUGUCUUCCACUGAGCUUGCAGUCUUGUCGAAACCUAUACAACUUAUACACCAGACAUCCCAAAUUCACCAAGUUGCAAUAGCACCUGAGCAUAUUGUACAGGACAUGUCAAGUUGUGGAGGAGAAUUAAGUGACAGCUUGCCUACCGGUGAAUUUGGAGCAAGUCGAGUUUAUAAAAGGAAAUCCAAGCAGAAGGUGAAGGUGAGGACAGCUAGCAUCUCAGAACCCAGUGAUACAGAGCCCAGUUCAUCAUCUUUGCAAGACAUCAUCCUGUGCCACCAGAUGGACAUUGAGAAGUUGGACAGCUUCCGAGAGAAGAUGGGCACGGACUGGCUUCGCUAUCAGCAUCACCUUCAUGGCACAUCAGCCAUUCUGUCUGGUCCCAGUGUGGACAGAUUUGUAGCACAAUCGAUUGCUGAUAAGCACUGCACUCCUUCACCUACAUUAACCAGGACUGAUUGCACCAUGCCCAAAUUAGACUCUCUCCAUAUCCCACUGCUAUCCUCUGAGCUGAAAAGGGAACAGGAAGGGAUCAUGGAAUUACAACCUGAGACUGAAUCCACCCUGCAGUGGACAGACCACAGCUUUGUAGAUAUAGAGUCUACCCUAGAGAAAAGUCCUCCAGAGAAGGGCUAUACUGAUCCAGCAUUUGGAGAAGAAGAAGAGGACCUUGGAGUGGAUGUGUGUAGGCCUAUGCUGGUCAGGGUGCUUACUGAGACUGAAGAUUUUAACAAGAGGAAGGAGUCAGAGCCAUUGUUCCUGAGAGUGCAUCAGGCUUAUAUUUUGGAGGUGGACAUGCACCAGGGCUGUGUCAGGAAUCGAUUUGAGCUUGACAGUUUGCGUCAGGUCACCACCUCGCAAUUCACCUGCACUGAGGAGGGCAAGGAGAGAUGCCACUCGGUUCUAGAAUUGCGCUUUAACUACAUUAGUCACGAAAGACAAAAACGACUCUACCUCAUGCUGGAUGAUCCUCAGGAAGCUUUGCAGGUUCUGCUGGAGUUGCUCUCUAGAAUAGCAGUGGAGAAUGAGCAUCAGGCAGAAAAGGAAAAAACAGCAAUUGUUCAACUACAGUGUCUGAAGUGCCAAGCUGAAUUUUCCCAGCCUCAGUCUAAAAAGCUGAUGAGGGCCCUGUCUGAACCAGACGUCUAUCAUGAAUAUCAAGACAGGACAAAGAAAGAGCAUGCUGUUGGUGAUGCUGUGUUUUGCCCAGAAUGCACCAGUGACCAUGUGAUCCAGCUAGCUGGCCAAGCCUCUCCAUCUGCCAGUACACCAAUCCACUAUGGCUUUAAUCAGACACAUGACACAUGCUUUGGGUUUGAUUAUAUUGACACUCAAAAGGGUGAAUCUCUUCGUAGCCCAAUCUAUGUAAGAAAUUCUUCUGAAGCCUCUACACUGCCUGAGGUGACCACAGGCAUCUUCCUCACUGCCCAGUGUGGCUUAUUUAAAAGUGUAUCCAGUAACAUUGAGGACAGCCCCAACCAUCUGAUUAGCUUCCACUCUUCUGACAGCCAAGUGCUCAGGGACCAGGAAGGGUCAGAAAAUGGGCUUGCUCAAGGCUGUAGUAGCUCUCAGAGGCUUCUGAACCAUCAGUCUCUUCAAGACCCACAAGGAUAUGGUCAUGAUGUUGAAACUGUCGACCACCGGUUGCAGCUCUUCCUGGAUGUGGAAGUUUUCGAGGGAGAAGAAGAGAUUCAUUGCUUCCUGAAAAUGUCUGUUGUGAAAUUUGGAGAUCCAGUAGAAUUCCCAUCUCUUGUGGUUGUGUCCAAUCAACGCAUCUACAUCCUAGAAAUGACCUCUCAGUCAGAAGGGCAUCCCUCAGAAUGGCUGCAGAAGAGGGACAGCCAUCGACUAUGUGAGCUAAGCUACCUGGAGGUGGGUCUUGGUUCACAAAUCAUCCAUAUGGAGUUUGAUGUGAGCGCUGCUGCAUACACACUUUUGGUUCGUGACAGUGCUCAGUGCAAACACUUCUACAACCAACUGGAAGCAAAAGCAAGAGAACUUGCCCCCAAGCCUGACAGCAAACUUAAGACCAUCUCAUGCACACAACUGAAUCCCAAACACCAUCUGUGGCCCUUGGUUUACGAGGGCAGAAAGAUAGGCAAUGAAGUAGAGAGUCAUCCUCCAUUCUUUUACCUGCUGGCCUUCCUCCUGCUUGGUGACUCUUUAAGCUCAGUGACUGUUUUGGCCACACAAGAAUCACUUUUUCUCCUAGAUGAAGAUCACCAAUGGAGUAAGAGCUACUCUAAGCUUGCCAAUGAGGAGGCACAAAACACCAGCAGGCAGGUCACAAUUCGUGAAAUGCAGCCUAUCAGCUAUGUCAGUUCUAUCCUUCUGUUUUCAUCUGAUCCAUGCCAGGUCAACAUUCAGCUUUAUGAUGAGCUGGCCAAUGAGGAGAAGACAUGGCUUUUAAGGGCAAAGUCUGUGAAGGAUAUCCAAGGUUUAGUGGACUGGAUCAAGGGCCAGUGGGAAGCCAUGUUUGGGGUCAAACUCAUCACUGCUCUUCAGUAGAUACUACUGUUAUAUUGCCUAUUAUUGCACUGUUCUCAGUAUUUUUAUGAGCACAUCAGCUUAUUUGCACUGUCCACUUUUAUCCACAGAUAUUAUAUAUGUGUAUUAUCUAUUUAUAAUAUAGUCUGAGUAAUUAAGGGUGAAGGCUAUGAGUAAUGCAAUCCAACUAUCCAUAACAUUUAGAAUUAGAAUAUAUUUGUUUUUUACAAUUUCUUCUUGAGAUCUGUAAGAUACUUUGAGGUGUACUUUACAUACAUACAUACAUACAUACAUACAUAUAUAUA
Molecule: messenger RNA, 4031 nt
Organism: Hemibagrus wyckioides
Lineage: Eukaryota; Metazoa; Chordata; Actinopteri; Siluriformes; Bagridae
Gene: stk11ip
Product: serine/threonine kinase 11 interacting protein
Exons: 27
Coding region: 169-3747 (1192 amino acids)
Biological process (GO): intracellular protein localization
Cellular component (GO): cytoplasm
Molecular function (GO): protein binding
Source: RefSeq, a predicted model, not a curated record